AUGAAAAGGAGCGCUGCCUGGCGAUAUUUUGAUCAAGACGACGAAUCUGACAUAAGUAAAGUAUCUUGCACCAUUUGCGGGGAAGUUUUAAGCCGUGCAAACAACACGUCAAACUUGUUCAAGCAUUUGAAAUAUAAUCACAACUCGGAGUACAAAACCGUGGAUGCAGAGAAGAAAGAACAGGAAAAAUCACAGGCAAACAAAAGAAAGGCUACUCCAAAGCAAAUGACCAUGCAAUCGGCACUCGGAAGAGGAACAACUUACCCUAUCUCUUCGAAACGGUGGGGAGACAUAACAGAAUCAUUGGUAGGAAUGAUCGCCAAGGUAAGUGUAUCGUAAUUUUUAAACAAUAUUUUUUGUAAUACUUUCUGUAAUAAAUGGUAGUUAUAUUCAUUAUUAAUAUAUUACUUUAUGCUGUAUUAUUUAAUAUUAUCUUAGCAUUGUAGUAUAAUAUUAUGUUCGUCUAUUGUUACUAUAUUAUGACCAAUAAGGCAAUGAUAUUGUUUUGCUGAUUAUUUUAAUAGGACAUGCAGCCUCUUUCUGUUGUUGAGAAUGAAGGAUUCAUUAAAUUUGUUAAGGAGUUGGAUCUGCGGUAUCAGCUACCUAGUCGUUCUACUAUCACAAGGUCACUACUUCCAAAAAAGUAUGAAAAACUAAAGGAUGCCGUAAAACGUGAACUGACGCAAGUAAAACAUGUUGCUCUGACAACAGAUCUGUGGACUUCUAAUCAAACUUUAAGUUAUCUCACUCUUACCUGCCACUUCAUUAACCACGAAAUGCAAUUGUGUUCAAAGGUCCUUGAAACAUUGUACGUACAGAAGGACCACACUGCACCAAACCUUGCAGAAGAAUUGAAAAAUAUUGCAAAAGAGUGGGAGAUAACUCAGAAGAUCUGUUGCAUUAUCACAGAUAAUGCUGCUAACAUUGUAGCCGCUGUAAACUUGCUUGGAUGGCGUCAUCUGCCUUGCUUUGCGCACACUCUUAACCUAAUUGUUCAGGAUUCUCUGAAUGCUGUCACUGGACUACCACGUCUUCAGAAGAAGUGCAAAGACAUUGUAACUUACUUUCAUCGCAGUACAAAAGCAACAGAAAAGCUGUUAUCUAUGCAGUCUCAGGCAAACACAACCACAAAGCCAAUGAAACUUAAGCAGGAUGUUGAGACGCGAUGGAACUCAACUUUUUACAUGAUGGAACGUUUGCUUAAGCUUCGGGAAGCCGUGACAACUGCCUUGUGCUUAAGUGGAAGGAACGAUCUAUGUCUUACUAACUCUGAAUUUGAUUCAAUGCAGCAAAUUGUCUCUGUGCUAGGGGGAUUUGAGAAGGCAACACGAGAAAUGUCAAGUGAGUCAUUCAUCUCAGUGUCAAAAAUAAUUCCUCUGGUUCACUUGCUGCAAGGUGCUCUUGGUGGCAGUUCAACUCCAGUUGUUAAUGAGUCCCAAUCGCUUGAAUCUAAGCUCAAAGCAGAACUGAAGCGUCAAUUGAAAAGAAGAUUUUCCCAACUAGAGUCUAACCAUACUCUUUCGGCAUCAACUAUUUUAGAUCCGCGAUUCAAGAAAAUUGCUUUUUGCAGUGCUGAUAAUGCUGAACGAACUAUUGAUAGAAUUUCAGCGGAAGCUUGUAACAUAAUCACGAAUGAUACUAAUGAAAGCGGCACAUCGAUGUCAGCGAGUACCACAACACAGAACAAUACAGAACAAUCUGCCUAUGAAAGUGAUUUGUGGGGGAGCUUCGAUAAGAAGGUUGCCGAGGCAUCUACACACCGUUCCAGUUCAGUAGAAUCUACUGUAGAAAUAAGGCGGUAUGUACAAGAGAAGAAUAUUCCUCGUCAAGAAGAUCCGCUAGCAUGGUGGAAGAAGCACGCAUCAACUUAUCCGCACUUAACUGAGCUAUUCAAGAAGUAUCUAUGCAUCCCGGCAACAUCUGUUCCAUCCGAAAGAGCGUUUUCAAAAGCUGGUGAAUUGGUUUCAAAGAAAAGGUCAAACCUAAAGCCCUCAAACAUUCACAUGCUUCUAUUUCUGAACAAUAAUAUGUGA
This is a messenger RNA of Paramuricea clavata, 2033 nucleotides long. NCBI's taxonomy places the organism in Eukaryota, Metazoa, Cnidaria, Anthozoa, Malacalcyonacea, Plexauridae. The record is from the annotation of a GenBank genome assembly.